CUCCGUUUCGCGCGUUUCAGUGUCAGAAGCUUUUUACACGAUUGUCUUACCCAAACCACUUGACAAGGAUUUAUCUGUAUCUUGUCACAACAGUUGAUUCAUCGUGUUUCUGUAUAGUACUAGUUCAGUACAUCGUAAAGCUGAAUGAUUUCAAACGUGUUAUGUUUCAAGAUGCAAAGUCAACUGCACUUUCGCUGAUUCAUUACAUCCCUGUGUGCGUUCAACAUUUUCCAUAAUUUACGGUCGAGUUGGCAAGCAUCGAAACUUUACUACAUGUGAUCUUGUUUCUGUGUAACUCGACUUUGACCACAGGAUGUCAUUUGUUAAACUAACAUUCUUGUAUCGCAAUUGUGAGUUUUGUAUAUGUGUGGACAAUGUUGUAUUUGAAUUGAGAAAAUUUCAUACUUAUUUUGAAUAUUAUAGUGUUUGAAAAAAAAGGCUGUUUUCUGUAGUUGAGAACAAAAUAGCAACGAAGGUUUUUAUUAGCUAAGAAAUGUAAGUGGUCAUGAGUAUGACUGGUGAAAGUGAUGAACAUCAAAUCUAUACCGCUUCAGUAUACGAAGUGUUCAUUUUGUGUACACAUUAUUGUCAAUAAUGGGUAUAAGUGGUUGAUAUAAAUCAGCGAAAUACUUCCUUCUUCCGAGAACAGUGUUAUUUAGCGAGGUAAUAAUGGGAAAAGCAGUGUAAACAGUGUUUUUGUGUUUUAUUUGUACUGAUUCGACUGUUUCUUCAUUGUUAGUGGAUUUAAAAGAUGAACAAUGAAUGGUCCUUCAGCUUCGCGUACUGUGGGUCUCCUCAGACUUUUAUUUCUCACACUCUACGUCAACAACGACAUCCUAACAGCUUCAGCGGUUGUUGCCACCAGUGAAACAGGCACUGCUCUUCCAGGGGCGGUGGUUCACUCACCGCCAUUCUCUGUGGGAGACACUUUGCGUCCCAAAUCCAGCCGCUACAUCGAUGUCUCGCGGGGCGUAGAACGUCCCUACUUUGAUGACGUAUCACCUCGCAACGUAACUGCAAUUGUCGGACAAUCUGCCAUCCUCAACUGCCGGGUGAAGCAUCUAGGCGACCGAACGGUGUCAUGGAUGCGGAAACGUGACCUACACAUCUUGACUUCCAGUAUCUUCACGUACACUGGAGACGCGAGGUUUGGAGUAAUCCACCCCGAGACGUCAGACGAGUGGAAUCUGAGGAUAGAGUACGUUCAGAAGCGAGACGCCGGUAUUUAUGAAUGCCAGGUCAACACAGAACCCAAAAUCAACAUGGCGAUCCUUCUGAACGUCGAAGACACGCCCUCUGAUAUCCUUGACACUUCUCUUGGAUCGCGAGCUUCGUCCGGCAACUCCAAACAAGCGGCUCAGGCGAACAUCUGGGGACCGGAAGAUGUUUACGUGAAGAAAGGCAGCACAAUCAGCCUUACCUGCUCCAUCAAUGUCCACUCCACGCCUCCCGGUUCGGUUCUCUGGUACCACGGCGCGUCCGUUGUGGACUUCGACUCACCUCGUGGCGGCAUCAGUCUCGAGACGGAGAAGACGGAAUCUGGAACGACGAGCAAACUCCUCAUCACAAAGGCGGCACUCACAGACUCUGGAAACUACACCUGUGUCCCUUCCAAUGCAAACGCUGCCAGUGUCUGGGUCCACGUGCUGAAUGGUGAGCACCCGGCAGCUAUGCAACAUGGUGAACACGGAUCCGUCUCGUGUAUAGGCUCUGGGCCGUGGUGGCUGACGCUGCUGGUUGCCACAGCAACAGCCGCGUUCAGCAGCACUUAUUGCACGAUCAGGCAGAAUGGACUCUUGCUGGCAGUGUCUAGAUGAUGAGUACGUGGCCAACUAUGAAUUAACAGAGGAUCGAACGUGGAACACAUAGCAGCGAAGUGUUUACUUCAGCAAAGCAGAUGUGGACAUUUGUAAAUGGUGAAGUAAAACUAUUAUUUUUCUGUUAAAAUACUUUUAUGCUGUUAACAGUGGUCACUGGUUUGUUUGAAUAACGAUAAUAGAAGUGAAUUUCUGAGGUGGGAUGUGAUAGGUAUGCUAGGCUAGGCACUUAGUAGCCAGGGACAAUAAAUAAUGUUAGCACCUGUGGGAGAAAGCUGCCAAGGGUUAAAUUGUGACAGAACCGAUAUGAGCUUGCAGAAACCAACGCUUCAGAUGUCGCGGUAAAAGCUUCACGUCACCUAAUUAUUCGUUGUAGGUGUAACAGAGUUUCAAAAUGGGGCGAUUCAUCAAAUGAAACAAAAUGUGAUUUAUUUUUAAAGUGAAUGCAUUAGAAAGAAAAAAAAAUACUGGCGAGUACUGAAUAAAAUUUAUUUAUUAAAUUCCGCAUUAUUCUAGAAUAUUGAAACAUAAAAACCCUAAGUUAAAAAAAUAGAACUUUAAGUGACUGAAGUAAAUAAAAUCUCUGGAAGGCAAUUCACGGGGAAUAUGUAUUUUUUCUUGUUUUUCAGUGACAAAUUUUUAAAGCGUGUAUUUUGUUAUGAAAACCAGCAAUGCGUAAGUUUCUUGUGGAUGGAUACAAAGCCAAUUCAUAGUAGACGCCAUGUUGCUGACAUUACAUUAAGAACUAAUGAAAUGUAAUGAGAUGAAAACAAACGACGUGGUGUGUGUUUAUACAUGUGCCUAUUUAGAGAUGAUGAAUUAAUCUGUGUGGUCAUGUAUGACAACAUGAACAGAGUGAAUUAAGUUUUUCGUAAUGUAGCCUUGUCUGAAAACGUAACCGUGUUUAGGGAUUCUCUCACUUCAUGAAGCUGGCGCUGCUCUGUGCAAGAACAGAUCCUUCGUAAAUAAUAGCUAAAUAUGAGACUUGGAAGCAGACGAGAAGUGACGUCAUUGAAUUUCUGUCUCAAAUCGAAAGUGAACAGUCCUGCGUUGUUGUGGUCAUAAAUUAUGAUGUAAGCCCGGAUCUUGUAUCGGUAAAGUACGUGAUAAGGCCACAAUCUAAGAGUUGACGACUGUCCUUUGUGAAAUAGUGCAAAAAAUACCCUGGACGUUCAAAUAGAAACCUGGCAAUAUUGUAUAAAGACGUGUAGAGCUACAGGAGAUUUGGCAACAUCACAAUGCUGCACUAGGUGAUUGGUAACGCGACUGCUGGAACAGUGUGCAAUUAUAUUUCACGUUCACGGAGACAGGAAGGAAACGUUUUUAUGCACGAGUUCCACAAAUAAAAUGGCGCAACGCGAUAAUUCAGUGGAGGGGGAAUCGACGUGUGAGAAAGUGGAACUGCGAGGCGGGAAAAAUGGCGUCCCGGGCACGAACAAAUCAAAUUUUUUUUUACCCCACAUCUGAAAUACUAUUUCAAACUGAAUUUAUUAUUAGGGUAAAGAUGUUACUGCAGUUUUACCGUGUUACAGAAUUGUCAUCAGAUUUUUUUACUAAGACUUUCAAACAUCGUGGUUGAAGCCCCAUUUCGGAUUGAGAACCCUGGAAGUCCCCUCCAAUCGUCACCCACUUGGGGAAGUCCUGAGGGUUGCGUAGUUCCCAGGGAACGGCCUAUAUAUGGGCUUAGCUAAAAGACGCUACAGACGAACAUGGACGGUUAAAUCUUAACUUUUCAUGAUCUUAGCACAAAGUAACAGGCAAACAUAUUUCUGCCUUGUUAAAUACAAGUAGAAUGUAUAAUACCUUGAUGACGUAACUAAAUGAGAAGCAGUUCCACUUUCUCGCCUAAAUUCCAUCGUGUAAGAAAAAUCAUUCCUACGCAUACGAGUAUAAGAAAGCUGCUGUGUAAUUUACACAGAAAUUUUGAAGGCCAGUCAUAAAUUAUUGUGAGUUGUAACAUUUGCAUUACAGACGGAGAAGUAAAACAGUGGUUCGAGAGUAUCAAAUAAUUCAGUUGACCUGUGCAAAUAAUGUACUAGGAAAACUCGACGUGCUCGAAUAUUGUAUGUUAAUUGUCCAUUUUUUUUUUUAUGAAAAUGAUAAUUGGAAGUAAGUUAAACAAAUGUCUGAGAUUUUGCUAACUUGACGGGAAAUACCAUGGUGCAGGUGGAUAUAUGGACUGUUAUUAAUCCAGCGUGAUUCCAAAGGAACAAAUAUUUCAUUUAAAUGUUGGACAGGAAUUUUGAAACCAGAAAACUACUCGUAAUUGUAUUUAAAUAUAUUAAAAGGAAUUAUAUAUUCCUGUGCUGAAACUGGAAUAUAACAGCAGCCCGAAUUGCCAGGACAUGCAAUUUAUAUAACUUCGGCUUUUAUGGAUUAGCCUAGGUUUAGGAGAAUUUUAACUUUCUCCAUUUUCAGGGCUGAAUUUCAGCGAGUGUGUUCCUCUGAUAUGUUGGUUUCCAAUCGAAAGAUUUAUAAGGCCCAACGACCCAAAAGAUCACCACUUAUAUUCCAACUGUAAUGUUUACAAAAUUAUUACAAGACCAAACGUGCGUGUUAUUAUUAUUAUUAUUAUGAAUCAAUUGUUUGGUUGGUCCACAAACAGCCAAAAACUUCGGGCGUGUUAAUAUUAAUAUUAUUAUUAUUAUUAUUACGUACCAAACGGCCAGUCCUCGAAAACCAAAUUAUCUACGCGAAAAAUCAAGGGGCAGGAAACAUGUAGUUUGUUCCAUAACAAAAGAUUUUAUUUUACAGUAUGAGAAUAAUGUUUAUAAAUAUUGCUUUAGUUCUUUGUCUUUAAAUUCCAAUAUAUUAUUUGUGUUCCACCUCAUUUUAAUGAGAAAAUUGCUCAUUUACAACAUGUGUUUCCGAUGAACCUGAAUAGAAAACUGCAUCCAUCAGCUGUUAGAAUAGACUAAUUAUUAUGAUGAGUGAAAAAUGACAUUUCUACCUGACUCCCACUUGUGUAUCAGCUUGUAAUUCCACCAUAUAAAUGAUAAAAAUUAAAGCGUAACAUAAUGAAAUUA
Zootermopsis nevadensis is the source of this 4843-nucleotide messenger RNA. Its product is annotated as zwei Ig domain protein zig-8. NCBI's taxonomy places the organism in Eukaryota, Metazoa, Arthropoda, Insecta, Blattodea, Termopsidae. Gene Ontology annotation, cellular component: neuron projection membrane. The record is from RefSeq and is a predicted model, not a curated record. Gene Ontology annotation, biological process: synapse organization.